Molecule: messenger RNA, 1278 nt
Organism: Saccharomycodes ludwigii
Lineage: Eukaryota; Fungi; Ascomycota; Saccharomycetes; Saccharomycodales; Saccharomycodaceae
Gene: PMI40
Product: mannose-6-phosphate isomerase PMI40
Exons: 1
Coding region: 1-1278 (425 amino acids)
Biological process (GO): carbohydrate metabolic process; GDP-mannose biosynthetic process
Cellular component (GO): cytosol
Molecular function (GO): mannose-6-phosphate isomerase activity; zinc ion binding
Source: RefSeq, a predicted model, not a curated record
AUGAGUGCUAGUGACAAAUUAUUCAGAUUAGAUGCGGGUUUUCAACAAUAUGAUUGGGGUAAGAUUGGUUCUUCUUCAGCUGUAGCCCAGUUUUCUGCACAUUCCAACCCAUCAGUCAAAAUCCACGAAAACGAACCAUAUGCCGAAUUAUGGAUGGGUACCCAUCAUAAAGUUCCAUCUUAUAAGUCGGGUACUAAAAAACCUUUAAAUGAGCUAAUUGCUGCUGACCCAGAGCAUAUGUUGGGUCAAGGCAUUAUCAAUGAAUUUAAAAGCAAAAACCAAUUGCCAUUUUUAUUCAAAGUGUUAUCUAUUCAAAAGGUUUUGAGUAUCCAAGCCCAUCCAGACAAACAAUUAGCCAGACAACUACAUGCUGCUGAUCCAAAAAAUUACCCAGACGAUAACCAUAAACCAGAAAUGGCCAUUGCUGUCACCGAUUUCGAGGGGUUGUGCGGGUUCAAGCCUUUAGAUGAAAUUGCUGAUGAGCUAAAAAGAAUUCCUGAAUUUAGAUCCCUAGUUGGUGAAGAAACAAGUGAAAAAUUCAUCAGUGGUGUUGAAAGUGGCAAUGAACAAGAAAAUAAAAAACUAUUGAAAGCUGUUUUUAGUAAAGUUAUGCAUGCUCCAGACUCUGAAGUUAUUGAACAUGCCUCAAAAUUGGUUAAAAGAGCUGAGGAACAUCCAGAAGAUUUUAACAAACCAGACUUACCAGCACUAUUAAUCAGAUUAAAUAAACAGUUUCCUGAUGAUGUUGGUUUGUUUUGUGGUGGAUUGUUAUUGAAUCAUUGUGUUUUAAAAGCCGGAGAAGCUAUUUUUCUAAGAGCUAAAGAUCCACAUGCUUACAUUACUGGUGAUAUCAUUGAAUGCAUGGCUGCUUCAGAUAAUGUGGUCAGGGCAGGUUUUACUCCCAAAUUCAAGGAUGUGGAAAAUUUGGUCAACAUGUUGACUUAUCAAUACGGUAACGUGGAAGCUCAAAAAAUGGCCUUGGAAAAUUUUCCAAGAUCUUCUGGUGAUGGCGAAACCGUCUUGUAUAACCCUCCAAUUGACGAAUUUGCUGUAUUGCAAACCACCUUUAAAAAUGGUACUGGUAUUAGAAAGUUCAAAGGCUUGAACGGGCCUUCAAUUGUUAUUGUCACAAAAGGUAAUGGUUAUAUUCAAGCAGGAGAUGUCAAAUUAAAGGCAGAACCAGGUUUUGUAUUUUUUAUUGCUCCACAAACAGAGGCCGAAUUCAUUGCUAACGAUAAAGAUUUUACAACCUAUAGGGCCUUUGUUGAACCUAAAUAA